Messenger RNA from Haliotis rubra (blacklip abalone), 1444 nucleotides. RefSeq names its product lysosomal acid phosphatase-like. The record is from RefSeq and is a predicted model, not a curated record. Gene Ontology annotation, molecular function: phosphatase activity. Gene Ontology annotation, biological process: dephosphorylation. Bases 188 to 1375 code for a protein of 395 amino acids. NCBI's taxonomy places the organism in Eukaryota, Metazoa, Mollusca, Gastropoda, Lepetellida, Haliotidae. The transcript is spliced from 11 exons.
UGAGUUGAGCAGCGUGCUGCACAGGAGCACCGUGUCGUCUUCACACGUGUUUACCAGAUAAGCUUGACAGAUACGGAGUGCUACAGUUAACCAAUAGCGUCAGGCAAGGUGUAAGAUAAGAGAUUAUAUCCACCGGCCAGCAGGGAAUGGUACCUCAGUGACUGAAGGCAGCCAGGCCGUCUGCGACAUGAGACUGGAUAUGUUGACGAUACUUACUGUAGUACUUGGAUGUGCCUUGGCUGUGAGCCUCGCUGCUUCACCCACACUCAGGCUCGUCAAUCUGGUAUAUCGACAUGGUGAUCGCAGCCCCUAUCGGACAUACCCCAACAACCUCAACUCCAUCGACAAGAACUGGCCUCAGGGACUAGGAUGGCUCACCACGGAAGGAAUGAAACAGCACUACUCGCUUGGGAGGUUCAUCCGUAGACGCUACACGGGAUUUCUCAGUGACAAGUACCUGCACACAGAGAUCCGCGUUGAGAGCUCCGACGUGGACCGGUGUCUGAUGUCUGCCUACUCCAACCUGGCCGGUCUGUACCCUCCAAGUGGGGACCAAGUGUGGAACAGCAACAUCCCCUGGCAGCCAAUCCCCGUCCACACCAGACCAGAAGUGGAGGAUAACAUGCUGGCCAUGCAGGAGCCCUGCAAGAAAUACGACCAAAUCGAAGCUGCAAACUUUGCGUCUAACCGCAUAAAGCAGCUAAUGGCAGGAAACCAGGAAUUCUUGCAGUUACUUAGCAGAGAAACAGGUUUCAAACCAUUCAAUGUGCGUGACAUAUUGCCUGUAGCAGACACACUGUAUUGCGAGAAAGUUCACAAUAUUACUUGGCCAGCAUGGGUUAAUGAUACCAUCUACGCUAAAGCCAGAGACCUCGAACAAAUUGGCUUCGAUCUUCUGUUCCAUGACAACGUGGGUCGUUUGAAAGGAGGUCCUCUAGUGAAGAAGUGGAUAGACCUGGCUCAACAGAAAGUCGCGACUAAGACCAUCUCCACCAAGAUGAAUGUGUUCUCUGCUCAUGACUCCACCGUAGUGUCGGUACUGAGUGCGUUGAAGCUCUACAAUAACCUGAUCCCACCCUACACCUCAACAUUGUUCAUGGAGCUGCAUGAAGCCACGUCUGGAGUCUUCCACGUGGAGCUGUACUACAGGAAUGUGUCCUCCACAGACCCUAACGAUGACACACAGCCUCAUCAACUCACGAUACCAGGUUGUUCGUCCCAGUGCCCGCUGACCAACUUUGUGUCUCUCACCAAAGACAUGGUUCCCACAGACUGGGAUGCUGAGUGUGCUGCCUCCAACACAGGUACAAUCGUCGGGAAGCGUGGGCAGCGUGCAAGUCCAGUCCUCAAAGUUCUCUAUCCAUCCUUCAAAUAAAGAUCUUUCCAACUUACACCAACUGUACUUCAGAUACACAUUAAACAUAGAUACCGAUCAUUAAGGUGA